Stylophora pistillata is the source of this 4052-nucleotide messenger RNA. RefSeq names its product potassium voltage-gated channel protein Shal. NCBI's taxonomy places the organism in Eukaryota, Metazoa, Cnidaria, Anthozoa, Scleractinia, Pocilloporidae. Gene Ontology annotation, cellular component: voltage-gated potassium channel complex; membrane. The record is from RefSeq and is a predicted model, not a curated record. Gene Ontology annotation, biological process: protein homooligomerization; action potential; potassium ion transmembrane transport. Gene Ontology annotation, molecular function: voltage-gated potassium channel activity; protein binding.
CUAUGUUUUCGUGCUGGAACUAUUUGACGAGUGCCGGUGAUGUAUAUGAUAAGAAUUUUCACAGCAUUGAAAAUAAGGUUAUAAACGAACGAGGAUGUCUUUGGCAUUCAGAGCAGCAAUUAUAUUUGGAUAUGCGGUGUGUUUUAUAAUUAACGGUGGUUUUAUUCAAAGAAGCUGAGUGGGGGAUUGAUUGUUCUCCAACUCAACCCAUAAAUUUACGGUUGUCGGAAAAACGUCCCUUUAAACAUUAGGUUUUUGUAAACAACGUCCGAUGGUUGACGGUUUUUUGGCGUUUUGGCAAGGAAAUACCUUUUUUCUUUUGAGGAUCGGAUGCGAUCGUUUAACCUGUCUUACUGAGAGGUGCGAUGGAAUUUAUGGCCUGAACAGUUUGCUUAAGUAUUCACAGGUAAAAUGAGAUUUUUUUCUUCAUUGCCACCUUUAUGAUGUACUUGAAACUUAAAUCAUGAUAGAAUGUAUAAGCAUUUUAUUCAAGGCGAAAAUAACUGUAGGAGAGUUUACCAGUCCAAUGAAGGUGAAAUGCCGUUCUAUACUUAGAUAUCGCAAGAAUCGAAAUUAAAAGCAAAACCAACUUACGUAAACACCAUACUUCUGAAUAAGAUACAAAAUAACCUCAUCAGGUUGUAGCGAAUAGAACUAAACCAUUCUUAGGUAAUAAAAAUGUAGCUAAUAUACCUAAUUUCCGUUUCUUUACAUAGUAAAAUUCAUUAACAUUGAGCCUUCCCUUCGGAGAAUUCGUUAGAGAUGAACUUAUGUCGCUGAAAAAGAGUCAGUCAUAACAUAUAGUAGGUAACGUUUCUUGUUUUUGUUUCGCUGAUAGUCAUACGGAGAUGUUCAUAAUUACAGUACCCUAAGAUAUGUCCCCCGUCGGACUCUGUGGUCAUACAUUUAAUUACAAGUUGUGCAUAAAAAUUGAUACUUAGAUUUCAAUUAUUGUUUUUUUUCAUGAAUUAUUUAUUUUCACACAAAUCUUUACCUAAACCUGACUUACUCUAGACAGCUAGCGCAUGUUAUAUUUUUAGUCAACUUUUUGCUUUCCAUUAUGGCAACUUUCUAAAAUAAAUUUCUAUAUUUAUCGUUCAAUCUGUCAAGUGUUUUUUCCUUCCAGGUGAGAGGGGCUGAAUUAACUUUUCCCACCGCCACAAAGAGUUUCAACAUUAUUAUGGAUUCAAAAGCGAUAAAAAGGAAAAAUAAGAUAUGCUAUUAGGGGUACAGAAGAAAAGCAAAUUUAAAACUCUCGUAAUUGAAGGCUGGCUGAAGAUCUUGAACCAAUUAUCUCUGGUAUUUUUAGAAACAAAUUUUAUAUUUUUGGCAAAAUAGAUAUCAGUUUCAUUUGUACUAGGCGAGGAAUGGUUUUGUUUUGAUUUUUUUUUACAGCUUCCACUUCCACGACAAAUUGAUCUCGUCUUGACAACUGCACUUAAAAAGAGCCGUUUACGCAUCAGGCGCCGCUCUACACGCGCAUCAACUCGUCGCACAAUGAUAAGAAAAGCAACAAAGGGAGACAGUACCUCGGUCUGGUCACUGGAUAGCCAGCCUCUCCGACCCCGAAAAAGAAUAUUAUUAAACGUAGGAGGACGACUAUUCGAAACGUGGCAAGACAACUUGGACAAUUAUCCCGACACACUUUUAGGUAGUCCCGAGAAAGAACUGUUUUACGAUUGCGGAACCAAGAUGUAUGUAUUUGACAGAGAUCCGGAAAUGUUUCGGCACAUUCUCAACUACUACAGACUUGGUAGGUUACACUAUUCAAGUGACUACUGUGCAGACGAGUUUCGUGAUGAGCUUUCUUUCUUUCGCAUCUCUAUAAACGCCGUAUCUAAUUGUUGUUGGGACGAUUACAGGCAGCCAAGAAAAGUACGAAUCGACAAAGUGUUUACGUUAGAGGAUCCACACGAAAAACUUGAAGUAGAGAAAGGAUGGAAACUCAGAAAAAAGGUCUGGAACAUUUGUGAUAAUCCACACGAAUCGGUUCUUGGUAGAUUGUGGUACUAUUUCUCUGGACUGCUGAUCGCUUUAAGCAUUGUUUGUACUGUUGCUGAGACUAUACCACCUCCUUGUGACGAGAAAUAUCUUUGUCAGAACCACACUUGUGGGAAGGAAAAUUGGAAUUUGUCAGCCAUUAAGUAUGGAAAUGUUAAGUCUUGUAGACGAAUCGAUGAUUACAUGAAGGAAAGAGAAUUCUUGUAUUUUCUAUUGGAAAGUGUUUGUGUAGCAGUCUUUACUUUUGAAUAUUUGACGCGGUUUAUAACUGCACCAAACCGCUGGUCUUACGUGAAGGAGUUUAUGAGCGUUAUAGACUUGCUGUCGAUAUUACCCUAUUACGUUGGGCUGAUACUGGAACAUGUGCUGGAAACAUCAGUGGACAGUCUCAGCGCUUUGGUUUUGCUGCGAGUACUUCGUGUCUUUCGCGUUCUGAAAUUCACUCGACACUCCAGUCGAUUACGAAGUUUGUUAUUUGCUAUCAAGCGCUCUGCUUCUGAAUUGGGUUUUAUCCUAUUCAGCUUCUCUCUCGGAGUAACUCUGUUUUCCAGUGUGCUAUUCUACGCGGAGAAGCUACCGGACCUCAAACCGAACAGAACAAACCCGUUUGACAGCAUCCCAGCCUCCAUGUGGUAUUCGGUCGUCACCAUGACAACAACUGGUUAUGGAGACCUUGUCCCGAGAACAAUCAUUGGACAACUGAUUGGUAGUGUUGGCUGUAUUGUUGGUGUAUUAAUGAUCGCCUUGCCGGUUCCAAUUAUUCAGAAGAAGGCAAAUUUACAACUAGGACUUUUAGAUGAGGUGGACGAGGCUAUGGAAGCAGAGCUCUGAGUGAACGCUGGUCGUUGCUAGAUCAUUCGGUAAUCACACGCUGAAUGCGCGAUAAACAAACUGAGAAACAUGGGGCCUGUGACCGACCUGUGUAAUCCCUUCAAUCUACAGUUUGAUAUCUGUAAUCAGUUCGGAGGGUUUCCUGGACAAAAAAAAAAUAAUUGCCAUACAUGUAUCUUUCGGAAAUGGCAAUUGUUUCCAAACGGUAACAAGGGCGAAAAUUGAAAAAAAUUCAGCUGAUUCAAAAGAUCACCUUUUCUAAAAAACAUUAAAGUGAAAUCCAUGUAACUGAGAGCCAAAAGUCAAAUGCCAUUUCCUUCAGGUUAUCAGUGAUCGGUAUAAUUCCCCAGCUUUGAUACUGUUUAUUGAAUCUCUACUGGGCUUAAAAAGAAAUGUGAUCCAGAAAUCAUAUUUUUUAUUUUCGCCUUUAAAACUUACAUAUGAGAACUGAACCAAGCCGCUUUAUAGCUUCAGAAUAGUAGCUUAAAUUCUUCGAAAACUGUAUCAAGGUCGGUGGAGCGUUUCAAAACGUUUGAAUCUAUCUUACACCCAGCCAUGUGCAUACUCCCACUCAAAUUUUCCAAAAUGUCCAUUGCGAUUUUCAUUGGCACGAGCAAACCUCUUUGCAAUCUUCACGGUUUCUGGUGCGUCCGUAAUCGAUUGAUCGCUUGCUUUCAUUUGUUGCGGUACAGUCUAAAAUCUUUAAAUUUCAGCUGAGCAUUCCAUAGCUGCUCCGCCGCCUAUGUAUGUUCAAAUGUGUAAAAGAAUGAUUGCAACCGCCGCUCUGAUGAGCCUUUUGUAGCAGUCCCGGACGCUACCCUUUGACGUAAGAGUUUCAAUGUCUCCACGAUCCAUUGGAGUAAUUAUUAACAGGUGCUUCACUCAAACUGUGACUGUUUUUUUGGUUAGUGUCUGAUGUUAGACUUACCGAAUUUUUUUUUUUAUUUCUGUCCCACAUUUUGUGGCUUUGCCUAUACGACCAGGUUACCAGAUUACUUCCAAAAUGAUGGCGUCCAUUUUAAAAACAGUUUUCGAAAGGUUUUGUUACUCUUUGGAACCUCUUACUAUGCUACGAAGAAAACCUGAAUCUUUGAUAAUCAAUGGAGGAAAUGAAACUGAUUAUCUUGUCUAUUUCUCCUUAAAUAAUAACCAUUAUAAGUAUAAUUUCAGAGCUGAGCAAAGAGUUUCCACCAAUCUGAUUGGUCGAACGGUUCCUUAUA